This is a messenger RNA of Octopus sinensis (East Asian common octopus), 3345 nucleotides long. RefSeq lists its product as uncharacterized. Lineage: Eukaryota; Metazoa; Mollusca; Cephalopoda; Octopoda; Octopodidae. Gene Ontology annotation, molecular function: calcium ion binding. The record is from RefSeq and is a predicted model, not a curated record. Bases 1 to 3345 code for a protein of 1114 amino acids. The transcript has 21 exons.
AUGCGAACAUAUAAACAGGUCUGGUUUUCGAAAAUUGCAGCACAAAUCCCCAAGAUGAAGAAUCUAUCGUUUAUUGCAGCUGUUGCUGUAAUUGCGACUCUAUGUCUGGGCAUAGCGGGAAAUCCAUCACCAACGAUGCCACCACCACUUAAAACCUGUGAAAAUGCCGUUGCUGAUGUUAUGUUCGUGUUGGAUGAAUCUGGAAGUGUUGGAAGCAAUAACUAUAAAAAAAUGAAGGAGUUUGUAAACCACAUAGUGAAAUCCUUUCCAAUUGGUCCAAAACAUGUUCGUGUCGGAGCUAUUAGAUUCGCAAAGGUUACAACUCCACAGUUUGCAUUGAAUAGCUAUAAUGACAAAAACUUAGUACUAAAAGGCAUUAACAGUAUACCCUACAGAGGUGGUAAUACUAAAACGCACAAGGCCCUCAAUUACCUGAGAACUACCUCAUUUACACAAGCGGCAGGGGAUAGAAAAGAUGCCCCGAAUAUUGCUAUUAUUCUAACAGAUGGCAAAUCCAACAACCAAAGAGAAACAAUUACGGCGGCAAGAAAAUUACGAAACGCGAACGUGAUUGUUUUUGCUAUCGGAAUCGGUAACAAUCUUAACGAACUUGAGUUGAAAGAAAUUGGUAAUUCACCAACAGAUAAAUACGUGUUUACAGUGAAAGACUUUGAUGCCUUAAAAUCUAUAGAAAGUGAAUUAAUAAAAAAAACUUGUGAGGCUGACCCAUGUGACGCGAAACCAUGCAAGAAUAGUGGAGUGUGCAAAAGUAAAGGCAAUUCGUACACGUGUACAUGCAAAACUGGAUAUUCUGGAGAAAAUUGUGAUAAAGUUGAUCCGUGUGCCGCAAGCCCAUGCAAGAAUGGAGGAGUGUGCGAAAGUAAUGGCAAUUCGUACAAGUGUACAUGCAAGGCUGGAUAUUCUGGGACAAAUUGUGAUACAGUUGAUCCGUGUGCCGCAAGCCCAUGCAAGAAUGGAGGAGUGUGCGAAAGUAAUGGCAAUUCGUACAAGUGUACAUGCAAGGCUGGAUAUUCUGGGACAAAUUGUGAUACAGUUGAUCCGUGUGCCGCAAACCCAUGCAAGAAUGGAGGAGAGUGCAAAAGUAAUGGCAAUUCGUACAAGUGUACAUGCAAGGCUGGAUAUUCUGGGACAAAUUGUGAUACAGUUAUUCCCGAUUGUGUGUGUAAAGUAUCAGGCGAUCCACAUUAUGCCACAUUUGAUGGUCAGCUCAUACAUUUCAUGGGAACAUGUAAAUAUACUCUUGCAUCAACAACAAAAGGCUCCUCAUUGAUGGCCUUCAGUGUAGAAGCGAAAAAUGAACAUCGCUUUAAUAAUAAGAAGGUUUCGUACAUUCGCAUGGUUGAUGUUAAAGUGAAUGGUGUAACACUUCGCUUGUUACCAGGUCACACAGUUUUGGUCAACAAACAAAUAUUCCAAAUGCCGUUAAAGAAUUUCUUGGUAUUUGAUGCUACGUACUCCGCCGGAUGGGUCACAGUUACUACAACUUUCGGACUGAAAGUGAAAUUUGAUGGAAACCAUCGUGUUUAUAUUUAUGUAAGCGGUAAAUACAGAGGCCAGCUGACAGGACUGUGUGGUGACUGCAAUAGCAAGAGAGACGACUUUCGUACGAAGGAAGGUGUUGAUGUAUCGAAAAAAGCAAAUAAAUACUCCCUCAUUGGCAAGAGCUAUCAAGUGCCUGACGAUAGUGACAAACCAGAAAAAGUAUGCAAUGUCACAGAUAUCACUACCGAUUGCGAUCUAAAAAUAACUGGUGUUUGUGAACUUAUGACACACGAGAAUGGUAUUUUUGGACAAUGUGUGAAGAGCUUAGGAAAGGAAGUAGCCAGACAAUAUUUGGACUCUUGCAAGAUUGAUGUUUGCGCUUAUAGUAUGACAGCUAAGUAUAAAAAGAGUGCCACUUGCAAAAGUUUCGAAAGUUUUGUCAAGGAAUGUGAAGCAAAAGAUGUUUUAGUUAACUGGAGAGGAGUUUUGGGAUGCCAGUUGGAUUGUAGUACAUGGGCGAACACGAUGUACAAAUUUAAUGUUUCUGACAACCAACCAACUUGCAUGAACAGAAAUCCCACACCGACCGCUUAUCUUACUGAUGGAUGUAUAUGCAAAGGAAACUAUGUUCUCAGUGGAAAGGAAUGUGUACCAAUAUCACAAUGUGGUUGUAUGUAUAGCGGAACGUAUCUAAAGGCUAACACAACUAUAUUAUCAAGCGACUGCUCAGUAUCGGUAACGUGUUUGGGCAAUGGAAAAAUUCAUGAAAGUUCUUCAUGUCCGUCAGGAUCUGAUUGUCUAAUUGAAUUUGGUCAACGCAUGUGCAAAUGCCCUGAUGGUUAUGCUCCUCUCAAUGGCGAAUGUAAAAAGACGCUGAAACCACCACCCCCACCUAUCAUCGAUCCAGCUUUCUUACAACCAGUAAUGCAUAUGUUUAUCCGUGUGUCGGUGGCUUAUAUAAAAGGAACUUUUCUGGAAGAAUUGAAAUUUGAACAUGUGGAAAAAUGUGCGCACAGAUGUAUGAAUAAUACUAAAUGUAAAUCAUUUAACUUCGAUGAUCUCGUAAAAACUUGUCAGCUAUAUUCUAUCAGUGCUGCAACUGGUAUCACUUUGACACCUAGUGAAUGUCCGUACAGGGAGUACUACCAACGAAUCGACAGUAAAACUGUUGUUAUCUACGGUGCAACUAUAACGACGUGUAUUCAUAUUUCUGAGUACAGUAACAUUAAAACAGAAGCUGAAUGUAAAAAGCUGCGUAUUAAAGGGAACUAUACAGCAAUGGAAUACUCAAAAUUCUUCAAGGGCUGUGGUGUUACUCACAAUGCGGAAAAGACAUACGGUUUGACUGGUAACAUAUUUUGGAAAUUUGAGCGUACGUAUCUAUUUUAUCAUCUUCCAUCAAAUCCUGUUGUCUUCAUACCACUUUUCUGUUAUUCCGAAGCUACAUUCUCGGCUAACAGCCUAGUGCACUCUUUUACCUGCUUCCCCCAAGCUCUAGAUGAGGGUUUCAAUAAGCUUUGUAUAUCCAUAGGUAAUUCCUCAUUUAUGCACAUUAUAAGUGCGUAUGAACCUACUUUGUCAGCACCUGAACAAGAAGAUUAUGUUGCAAACUCGAUAACAGAAUUUAGAUAUGAACCAGACGAAGGAGUUACCUUCGAGGUGUACUAUAGAAGAUACGAACAGAUCUUCAAUAAAGAGUGCAAAGAUUGGGACGACGAUAUCAAGACGCGUCUUAGCCUAAAAAAACUGGCAGCAGGAGAACAUAAGCAUUACAGCAAUUACGUACUCUCGAAAACAACUUCUGACAUUAGCUUUAAAAAAUACAAUAGACGUAUUGUCUAA